GUGAAGCUUUAUCCUCAGAAAGUCACAAAUGUAGUGAGGGCGAGUUCCAGUGCCAGUCCGGGUCAUGUCUACCCACCAGUUGGAGGUGUGACGCGGUUGAAGACUGUUCUGAUGGUUCGGACGAACAGGGCUGUUCACAAGGAGGGAGAAGAUCAGCCUCCAUUGUUUCCGAGUUAAACAGACGAUUAUCUGAUGGUAGAAGGGAGGCAACAACGCCGAUGUCAGCUGACUGCCAGGACGACUUUAAUGAUGAGAUAUGUGUCUACCUCGAGUCGCAAUGCUACAAUCCCGAUAUCAUCGUCAAAUGUAGACGGACAUGUGGAUACUGUGACAGAGACAUUCCUGUUGCAACAACAACACAACCAUUUACAUACAAUCCUGGAACUGUACAGCAUGUCACAGUGACGCCAUCAGUGUAUCGUCAACGGCUUCCAGUGGACCAGUGGUACCAACCAACGGACGAACAUUUGCUCCAUCUAGUGCCCCUUGUAGUGGUACGUGUUGUGACGAAAUGUCGGCCGAGUUUUGUAUGUUCGCCAAUCAGUGUGACAGCUACAGUGUCGCCCUCAAGUGUAAACUGACGUGUGGACUGUGUACACCAGACGGCGCUGUAACAAAUAAACCGGAAGUAACCACUGACACAGAUCAAGGGCAGAUAACUAGCACCAAUAUGAUGAGAAAACGACAAGCAUCCACAACAGCGUCGCCGGUGACACAAGACUGUUUUGACGAAUUUAACGAUGAGAUCUGUGAAUAUCUUCAAACCCAAUGCUACAAUCCUGAUAUCAUCAUGAAAUGUAGGAAGAGGUGUGGGUACUGUGACAAAGACAUUCCUGUCGUUACAACGCAAAAACCAUUUACAUACAGUCCUGGCACCGUGCCACAUGUCACGGUAACACCAGGGGGCACCAUUGCUACAACUAAUGGAUUGACAUUGGCGCCAUCUAGUGCCCCUUGUAGUGGUACAUGUUGUGACGAGAUGUCGGCCGAGUUUUGUGUGUUCGCCAAUCAGUGUGACAGCUACAGUGUCGCCCUCAAGUGUAAACUGACGUGUGGACUUUGUACACCAGACGGCGCUGUAACAACUAAACCGGAAGUAACCACUGACACAGAUCAAGGGCAGAUAACUAGUACACAAAACAUGUCUGUGUCAAUGAAUCCGGAAACAACUUAUAUUCCAUCUACGUCAUCACUUCAUCCUUCAUCCGUAACAGCCUACUUACAAUCAGAAAUGACGUCAGAAGUGUGCCAAGACGAUGACGAAGACAGUUGCAUAAAUUUACUACUACAAUGUAACGAUCCAAGUAUUGCACAACGGUGCCGAAAGACAUGUAUGAUUUGCUCCAUAGAUGCGAUAACAGUGACAUCCGGUGAUGGGAUAGAGAGAAUCGACAAAAGACUCUUGAUGCAGUCUGGACAAGGAUCUUGUAGUGAUGCGGCCGAUUCAAGCUUUUGUCAGUUCAUGUCGUGUUCAUCGUACGCGGUCAAAAUGAAAUGUCUUAACACAUGCAAUGCGUGCGAUCUGGCAACGGUUAAGACAUCAACUAUCGCACACAGCGUGAAUCCUGUAAAUUCUAGAAGUACGGUCCCUAUCAAAACUAAUGUCCCUACCAAAACUAAUGUCCCUACCAAAACUAAUGUCCCUACCAAACCUAAUGUCCCUACCAAAGAUACUCUCCCAACCCUCACUACUCUCCCUUCCAAAACUACUAUCCCUACCCCAACCUCAGCACAACAAACCGUCAUCCCUUGUGUAGAUGCGAUAUCAGCAGAGUUUUGUGCCUUGGUUACAAGUCAGUGUUAUGCCAAUGCUGUUGCCGUGAACUGUCGACAGACUUGUAACGCGUGUCAUCUACAGCCUCCAUCCGCUAAUCCCAGUACAGUAACAAACACACCGCGGACAUCUACAACCGGAAGUGGUAUCACAGGCGGAGGUGGUGUAACAACCGGAAGUGGUGUUACAACCGGAAGUAGCAGUGCAUCAACCGUAGUUCCAUCUUCUCUGACCUGUAACAAGAUGGCGGACGCCCAGACUGUAAUCGCUGACCCCAUCCAUAGAGUGUGUUACUAUCACUUUACCCAGGGGGAGAAGGUGACGGACGCCAAGGCCAGGUGUGGCAGGGCCAAUCUUCAUCUGGUUCAUCUGGAAACAGAGGAGGAGGAACUCUUCCUCAACGGAAAGCUACAAGCCGCCGGACACGCUGACCAGUUCUGGCUUGGUCUGGAGAAGAUCAAUGGUCAGUGGGUUUGGGUGGACGGUUCCCGCCAUACGCCCGUGACGUCAGAGACACACUGGGAGGGGUCAGACAGAGGGACAUACGCCUAUAAUACUCCCCCAGAUCACUGGAAACCUGCCUCCGACAGCAUGUACUACAAGGCUGUGUGUGAGGACAACCAACCCUAGUGUACGAGUGACGCUAAACUAUGACGUCAUCAGUUACACUAACGGGCCAAAAGUAUUCGGUCACGUAAUAUUUUUACUAUGCAUUUUAUGCAUUUUGACAAAUUUUCAACAAAUUUUUAUGACUUCGUUUUUCAAUGUAUUUUCUUGAUAUUCCAUAUACUAGUAGACAAUUAAUAGCUCAUUCACCUGAUGUUUUUACAUACUUUUCCUAAAAUAGAUAGAUAUAAGCACGUAAUUGCCCGAAAUGUGACGUCACUUUGUUCUUUAUUAUUACUUAAUCAUUUCAUUGCUAAUUUUUAAGAGCUUAAACAUGCAAUAUCUCUUGAAAUCAGCUACAGAAAUUUACGCAAAUAUUAUCAGAGGAAUGAGCAAAUGAUUCUUUACAGGUAUGUUAAAUUUCAAUAAAUUCCGUUGAUAAACGAAGUGAUAGAAAUUAAUUAUUUGUCAAAAUACAUGAAACAUAUAGUCAAGAUAUUGCGUGACCGAAUACUUUUGGCACGUGACUAUACAUACGUCAGCUGUAUAAUGUGACGUCAUCAUUGACCGCCGGGGAGGACAGGUCACCGUUUGUCGUUUACUAAAACAUCUGUUUGUGACAAUACAUAUUUGAAAAUAGUAUUUAAAAUGUUAAAACAAAUGUCAUUUCAUCUGUGAAUAAAAUAAUUUAAAACCACU
This is a messenger RNA of Pecten maximus, 3079 nucleotides long. RefSeq lists its product as uncharacterized. Lineage: Eukaryota; Metazoa; Mollusca; Bivalvia; Pectinida; Pectinidae. The transcript has 8 exons. The coding region runs from base 512 to 2404 and encodes 630 amino acids. The record is from RefSeq and is a predicted model, not a curated record.